ACACAGUCUUAUAAUCUUCCUAUUUGAAAGGAACUCUUGAUCCUACUCCAUAGCAUGGUCUAUCUGGGCGAGGGAAUAAGCUGUUAACAUGUUGUUAUCAAUCAGACUUGCAGGUGCGCAAUCUAUGUAUUUAGGCUCAAACAGCUUGCACAUUUCGGACUGGGAUUUUCGCCCAAUAAAUAGUUAACUCGAUAUCUAAGUAAAGUGGGGAUGUUGCCUACUUUCUGUUUGUGGGUUCAAGAAGGUUACUUUCAACCUGGCCUUGUUCUUUAUAAGCUGCAACUAUUGAAUCAUUUGAUUUCUGAUCCGCCCUUUCUAGUGCCUCAUAUUUUGACAGAACAUUUGGCACACAUUACAUACCUCGUCGAGAACAAGAGCCACUGUUUCUAGAGGGCAGGACUCUUUCUGUCCGUUUUUGCACUUCUCUUCUAAAGCUAUCGCCAGUGUCCAUAUAUAUGACCAUGAACUCUCAUCAUGGGAAGAACAAAGAAGUUUCUCAAGAGCCUGACGUUUUGAUUAUUGGAUCUGGCCCUAUUGGGGCUGUGUACGUCAGGAAGCUCAUAGAUGCUGAUAAAGAUAUCAAAAUUUUAAUGGUGGACAUGGGAGAGCAGGGCACGAGAUUGAUCGGUGAUCAUAAAAAGAACAAUAUCGUCGUCCAAAAAGAAAUUAGUCGCUUUACAAGUCAACCCGUCUAUAGCACGAUUCAAGGUGCAUGGUCUCUACUGUCAGUACCAGUAAAUAGUUCAUCUACGUCUUUCGAUUCCGUUAUUUCAUCAGUUCAUGAAAACCCUGAGCAAUCACCCUACGACAAUCUGCCGGCUGCUCCCGCAAUCAGAGAAGUCGGAGGAAUGGGCUCUUACUGGACCUGUUCUACACCGGAACAGCAUCCUAUCGUGGAGAGGUCUGAUAUUUUUUCAGACGAAGAAUGGCAGACUUUAUACGACGAUUCAAAGGCUCUGUUACACACGACUGAUACAGCAUUCAACCAUUCAGUCCGUCACAAUCUCGUCAAAAGUACUCUUUGUCAAGCGAACAAGAAUCGACAGUUUGUAAGCAUGCCCCUAGCAUGCCAGCGAAGCGCACGCAACCCAGACUAUGUGGAGUGGUCAUCUACAGCCACAAUUCUUGGUGCACUUGCUGACCCAAGGUAUGCCGGUGGAAAUUUUGAAUUAAAGGCUCAGCAUUGCUGUAAACGGCUUCACAUAGAUGCGACCUCCAGACGGGUCAUUGCAGCGGAGUUGGUGAAUUUACUGACAAACGAAACGGUACUGAUCAAAGCGAAGAAGUACGUCAUUUGUGCUGGAGCAGUUCUUACUACUGGAAUCCUGUUCAACUCAGAUAUCCGACCAGACAAGGGAUAUCCUGCUCUGGGACGGUACAUGACCGAGCAAAUCGUGAGCUUCUGCCAAGUCGUCCUCAAAAGAAGUCUAAUCGAGAGGACUUGGGAUGAUCCACGGUGCACAGAACACUUCAGGCACUUUCCCAAUGACCCUUUGCAUAUCCCAUUCGAUGAUCCUGAUCCCCAGGUCACCAGUCCGCUUUCAGAGGAACACCCAUGGCAUACACAGAUUCAUCGCGAUGCAUUCAACUAUGGCAAUGUGCCUUCUGGAAUUGACCAGCGACUCAUUGUUGACCUGAGAUUUUUUUCCUACGUCAAACCUGUCUAUGAGAAUUAUGUCGAGUUCUCAUCCAAGAUCAACGACAAAUUUGGCAUGCCCCAGCCAACGUUCCACUAUCGUACUAGCGACGACGACGCUGAACGCGCGCAAGCUAUGAUGAAAGAUAUGAUAAAAAUUGCAUCUGAUCUUGGAGGUUUCCUUCCCGGCAGCGAGCCUGGAUUUCUCGCUCCAGGCGCAGCGCUGCACAUUUGUGGGACGACAAGGACAGGGAAGCAGGACGACGGACGCUCUGUCGUGAAUAAGCACUCCAAACUUUGGCGUAUGGAUGACUUGUUUAUCGGUGGCUGCGGUGUAAUUCCCACCCAAAAUGCUUGUAAUCCGACUCUGACGGCGGCUUGCUUUGCCAUUGUCGGAGCGAAGAAGAUUAUCGAGGAAUUGCAUGAGAUUCAUAGCCAACAGAAGGAACUGUAGACUCAAACAAGGACCAACGUAGCCGUAG
Messenger RNA from Cadophora gregata, 2118 nucleotides. RefSeq lists its product as uncharacterized. The coding region runs from base 456 to 2090 and encodes 544 amino acids. Gene Ontology annotation, molecular function: pyranose oxidase activity; flavin adenine dinucleotide binding. NCBI's taxonomy places the organism in Eukaryota, Fungi, Ascomycota, Leotiomycetes, Helotiales, Ploettnerulaceae. The record is from RefSeq and is a predicted model, not a curated record. The transcript has 11 exons.